AGCAGGAGUUAUAAAGCAUUAGGCGUGCAUUCUGAUGGUUUUAGUUUUCAUUCCUGCAGCACGGCUGCUCAGAUUAAGAAUAUGUUCUGGAGAGAGAACGGACAAAUCUGAUGCAGUUUGUCCAAACUGAAAUGACACUUUAAUUGGAUUUUCCUCCAUGCUGCAUGAAGAUCUGAUGACCUGAUGACUUUUGCGCGGAGAUGCGUUCUUGCCUUUCAUCUCCUUAGGCAUGUCAUACACUGAGUUUGGCUACUCAUAUUCAGCACCUCCCCAGAUCCUGUUAUCCUCGAAUACUCUGGGAUCCUGCUACGAGUCAGGGAGGGACUCUCCAUUCAAUUCUGCGCAGACCUCUCUCUACUGCCCGGUGUACGAGGGAGCUUUGGUGACAUCAGCCAGACACGACCUCAACUCUGCAUAUGAGAAUGGAUAUACGAAAGAUCACGGGACAUACUGUUCUUAUUCGUAUAGAACGGAUUCAGCAUGCCUGUAUUCCCUGGGUAAGAUCCAAGAGAUAGAGGAACCAGGAACGGCAAAUGCAAAGAUCUCACAUGGCUCGACUUAUUUUUCGUACAAUCACCCAUUUGGAUACCAAUACGACUCAUAUGGGUAUGGAUCUGUGGAUGUUAACACCAGAAGGAAGAAUGCAACCAGAGAGACCACUAGCACCCUGAAAGCCUGGCUUCAGGAGCACAAAAAGAACCCGUACCCUACUAAAGGAGAGAAAAUCAUGCUGGCUAUAAUCACCAAAAUGACCUUGACACAGGUGUCCACGUGGUUCGCCAAUGCGCGCCGGAGACUCAAGAAAGAGAACAAAAUGACAUGGUCCCCACGCAACAAGACCUCAGAGGAGAGAGGCUGCGAAGAGGAAGUGGAUAAUAUUGAAGACAACCCAAGGGUAGACGAUACAGAUCCAGCACAAAGUGAUUUGGAAGACCUCGACCUGAAUGAGUCAGAUGCCGAAUGUGACCCGAAAAUUUUGUUACCCAUGAGCACUCAUGCAAGAUCACAGGACUGUCCAGCUUAUCGACAAGGAGAACCUCUGCUACAUGCCUCGACCCCAGAUACAAGAUACAACCGUUGUGAUAAAACCUGCUUAGAAUCGAUGACUCAAGAAAGUCACUACAGUGAACAAGAUGACACCAAGUCCAAAAUUUGGUCCCUGGCACAGACAGCCACGUCAUUAAAUCAGGAAAAUUAUACAUCAUGCAUGCACAGGGGUCAAGGCACACGUUCAUCCUCUAUAGGCUGCCAUGUGGAUUUAGAGGACUCUCCAUUCACCAGCCUCAGAAACUGGGUGGACGGCAUGUUUCAUGAUCCACUCCUGCGGCAAAGCAACUUAAACCAGACUUUCUCCAAUUCUUCAAGUUUAUGGAUGUUGGAGAACAGAUUCCAUGAACUGACAGAUUCGGUUCCCUCACCCCAGCUCACAUGAUUAACCUGAAAUUAAACUAGUUGAACCAACAUGCUAUUUUAUUUAUUUGAAGGUAUGCAUUUAUUUAAAAAAAAAAACUACACUGCAGCACUAAAGCACAAAUGCAAUGCUAUUAAGAAAAAGCACAAACGCACAAUUAGGAAAUAUACAUUUGGAAAUAACGGUAGCUUUAGAAGAAAUUGUCACAUAUUCAGUUUAGGAAAAUGCACAUACUGUACAUACGUAUAUGGGAUUUUUUUAAUCUUUUGUCUUGUUGGCUGUCCAUGGUGCUGAAAAAAAAACAUUAUUUCUCUUAGCUUUUAUUUUUCAUUCUUUGUACUUCACAAGAGUGUGUAAAUUUGGCAUGCAAUCAUGAUGGUUAAAUAUAAACUAAUAAACUUAA
Silurus meridionalis is the source of this 1814-nucleotide messenger RNA. RefSeq names its product iroquois homeobox 4b (gene irx4b). Gene Ontology annotation, biological process: regulation of transcription by RNA polymerase II; neuron differentiation; cell development. NCBI's taxonomy places the organism in Eukaryota, Metazoa, Chordata, Actinopteri, Siluriformes, Siluridae. Gene Ontology annotation, cellular component: nucleus. The record is from RefSeq and is a predicted model, not a curated record. Gene Ontology annotation, molecular function: RNA polymerase II cis-regulatory region sequence-specific DNA binding; DNA-binding transcription factor activity, RNA polymerase II-specific.